Molecule: messenger RNA, 8195 nt
Organism: Phycodurus eques (leafy seadragon)
Lineage: Eukaryota; Metazoa; Chordata; Actinopteri; Syngnathiformes; Syngnathidae
Product: centrosomal protein of 290 kDa-like
Biological process (GO): kidney development; camera-type eye development
Source: RefSeq, a predicted model, not a curated record
UCGAAGAAGAAAUACAUCAACAUAAACAAAAUGUUGCCGCCUUAAUUUUGAUUGAAUAAGCGAAGUAUGACUUUUUUGAAACACUGACGGUUUUUUUUUAUACACUUUAUACACGACAGCGAAGAGCUGUGUUGCGUCGCCAUGGCUGGGACGCCUGUUGCUCUGGAGUGGGAUGAUGUGAAGAGGAUCCAGCUGCAGAGCCUCCACGAAUGUGACAGGGAAGAACUGGACGACCUUGUUACGCGGCUAACUUCGACAGAAGAGUGGCAGGUGGACCGUCAGGCUCAGGAGGACGUCGUCCAUGUACUGCAAGUGUUUCAGACCCUGCUCAAGAUUAAACAUCUGGAGGUGUCUCUCGCUGAGCAGUUGAUAGAAGAGCAAGAGAAAAAUGAAAAUAAACUUCAAGCCAAGGUGUUGAGACUAGAGAAAGACCUCAAGUACGCGAAGAGCAGCGUUGGUGGUGGCGGGACAGACAAUCGCUUCCUGAGGAAUGAAAUUUGUCAGCUGGAGAAGCAAUUGGAACAGAAGGAAAAGGAGGUGACCCAUUUGAGGAGGGAGAUGGGAGGAAGCAAAAAAACCAUAGAGGAGUUGGUCCUACGAGCAGAAGCAGCCGAGGACGAGGUGAAGACAUUGAAAAGAGAAAUAAAAAAGCUCAAAAAGAAGAACACGCAACUCCAGCGGGACGUGGACUUUUAUCACGGAGAGUUGGAGCGCAAGGAGUCGCAUGCAUCCAAAGAAGAGAAUGCUGAGACUCAGAGGAAGCUCAGCUCAGCCAACCGCCAGCUUUCCCAAUGCCUGGACGACCUUCAACAAGCGGAGGAGGAGAACUCGCAGCUAAAGAUGGACAACCUCCACAUGCAGAAAUGUGUGAUGGAGUCAGCCAAGGAGAUGGAAAAGAUGAGCGAUGAGUACAACCAGAUCAAGAUGGCCGUCCAUCAGUGUGACUCCUUGACAGACCAGCUGAGAAAAGAGAGGGAUCGCGCCGAGCUGCAGGUCAGAGAGCUGACGCAGAAGAUAAACGAUAUGACGGAAGAGGACGACCCCAUUAUUGCAGCAGUGGAUGCUAAAGUGGACCAAUGGAAGAAAGUGCUCUCUGAAAAGGAUGAGGAGAUUUCAGUGUACCAGCAGAUGAUCCGUGACCUUCAGCACAAGUUGCGCGUGGCGCAGUUGGACUUGGACAGAAGCAACAUUAUUGCUUUGCAGCAGGCCUUGGAGGAGCGAGAUGAUCAGAUCAAGAUCCUGAAAGCGCAAGUGGAGCAGUUUACAGGGGAAAUGGAGAAGCAGACGCUGCUCAUGGAGGGUCUGAAGGUUCCCAAAAAGGAAAGUGGAGCACUGGUUCAGCAGAGAAAGAUGGAGGAACUCAUGUCCAAGCGAGACGCUGCUGAGAUGAGAGCAGCAGCAGCAGAGGAGGCUUUGAAACGAGCGGAAGCUCACGCUGAGGAAAAAGACCAGGAGCUCAUCGAGGCCUCCAAGCGCCUGAGAGAUUACGAGCUUGGCACUUACGGCCUAGAAGAAGCCAUCGGUGAGAUCAAGGAGUUUAAAAGUCAAAUCCGAAGGAGAGGUUUGGAAUUAGAGGCCGUGACCAAGGAGAUCAACCAAGCAUACAUGACAAUCAACCAGCUCACAGAGGAAAAUGAGGACUUCCGGGAAAGACUUGGCUAUGAACCCAGACAGGAAGUGGACCUGAAUGAGUUCAGGCGAACCAAAGACCUAAAACAACGGCAGUACAAAGCCGAAAAUCAAAUCCUCACUAAAGAGAUUGAACGUCUUGAAGAGGAAAGACUGGAGAUGAAGAAACAAGUCCGACUCCUGGCCAAGCAGAGAGGGCUGCCACCAUCCAUCUUGGUGGAGGACGAUGUCACACACGGCGUAAAAUGGCCAAAGACCCACAUGGAUGAAGAGCUUCGAGCCAAGAACGGGCAACUGGAAGAAGAAGUGAAAAUGCAGAAGAGACAGAUUGAUCUUCACAAGAUUCAGUUUCACCUCAAAUUGGAGCAGCUCUCUAAGGAGAAAGGGGAUCUGGAGGCUGCACUCAAGGACGUCCUCCAGGCUUAUAAGGCCAAGGAGACUAGUCCGUCUGACGCUGACUCUGGUAUUCCCGGUCUGGUGGACGCGGAGGACGUCGUGGGCAAGGAACUGACGUCGAACCUAAAGUCUCAAAUCCACGAGCUGGUAGGCAGGAAUGAGGAGCUGCGGCGCGAACUGAAGUCCGCCCGCCAGGAAGCGACCGGCAGCGUUGCUCAAUUCGCUGCAGCCAAAGAGAAGAUGAGUCACCUGGAGGGUGAGCUGGAGCACCUGAGGAAGUCGGGUGGCGGCAUCAGUGGCAGCCUCUUCCAACAAUUAAGCCUCCCCGAGGGCGUGGGGGCCAGCAGCACGGAGGUCAUCAACUCCUUGAAUGAAUAUGCCAUUCGCCUGCUUCAGGAGCUCCAUAAUCAGGAGAACACAAAGGACAAACUGACGGCAACACUGGAGGAAUACAAAGAGAAGUUUGCUGUUAACAGCCACCAGCAAGGGCUCCUCUAUGAGGAAUACCUCAGUGAGAAGUCACAAUGGGAGAAGGAGAAAGAAGCUUUAAUGAGCACCAGAGCCAAAAUUGAGGAGCAACAGCAGAUAGAUGCUAUUAAACUCCAGCAGUUCAGUGAUCUACUGGACACCCUUGAGAAGGACCCAGAGAAAGUCAGGCAGCAUCUGAGCGAAGCGCUACGCAGGUUGACUGUGUCCAAAGUUAAUGAAAAGAAGCUGACUCGACGCUGCACCACCCUGAUGGAGCAGGAGCAGCACCUGCGCAAGGAAAAUGGUCGGCUGAGGGAUGCAGACAUGCAAAUGCAGACUGCCGUCACACAGAGGAUAGGGUACCUGCUCAGAUACAACGAAAUUGCGGCGUACAGGAUGGCGGCGCUGCAGAAGGCCUUGGACGACAGCGUGCCGGCAUCGGAGCUGGGGAAGGCCAACAGGCAGUACACGGAGCUCACCAUCAAAUACAGGGACAUGUUGCAGAGAGACGGACUGCUCGUGAACCGGACCACUAACUUGGAACAUCUGGAGAGUGAGAAUGCAUCUCUAAGAGGACACAUGGCCACUAUCAACAAGGAGCUGGAGAUCACCAAGGAAAAGCUGCACAUGCUGGAGCACGCGUGGGAGAACGCGAGGUCGGAAACGGGUGUUGGCGAUGCAGAGAAGGACUCCCGUGAGGGGGCAUCGGCUGCCCGGCGGAUGGCCACGCUAGAGAUGAAGGAGCUGAAUGAGCGUCAAAGGGCGGAGCACGCUAAUGCGAUGUAUGAACGGCUGAGGAGCUCACUCAGCCAGGUGGAGGAGCGCAACGCUGAGCUGGAGGCCAAGUUUGCUGAGCUGACCAAAAUGAACGUGGAGGCGCAGCACGUGCAGCGAGAGCUGAGGGACGAGCUGGCCGACUGCGUCACCAAAACAGCCAGCGACGCUGACCGAGCAAGGAUCGGACAGCUGGAGGCCGUCGAGGCACAACUGCGCUCCGAGCUUUCAAAGCUUCGGGAGGUUUCUGACAUUGCCAUGAAACAAACGUCGGCUUUCCAGGCCAGACAACAUUCUAAUGACAAGGAGGUAGAAUCUUUGAGGAGACAAAUCCUUGACUAUCAGUCUCAAUCGGACGAGAAGGCCCUGGUCGCCAAGCUCCACCAGCACAUCUUGGCUCUGCAACUCAGCGAGUCAGAUGCCUUGGCCAAGCUCGCCACUUCCACUGCCCGUGUACGCCAGCUGGAAGCACUCUCGCAGCGUGUCGAGCAGCGUCUGGACGCCGGGGAGCGGGCACUGUUCCUGGCCAGGCAGGAGGGUGGCAACCGUUGCCGGCACCUGCGGCAGACGGUACAGUCGUUGCGCCGGCAGUAUGCUGGCGCGCUGCCGCUAUAUAAGCAGGAGAAGUUCUCGUCCACCCUGGUGGGCCUCCAGGAGGAGAGGGCAAAGGCGUACCAGGAGAGGAGGGAGGCGGACGAAGAGCGCAGGAGGGUGGAGGGUCGGGCGGAGGAGCUGGAGUUCAAGCUCAGAGGCCUGGAGGAGCUCUGCACCACGCUGAAGGAUGCCAAAGGGGCCCAGAAGAUACGCGAGUGGCAUAAGAAGAUGGAAGAAGCCUAUCUGCAGGAGCUGAGGAAAAGCAGGGAGGUGGCGGUGCAGAAGGAGGAGAUCCGGUACCUAAAAAACUUGCUGGAGGAGCAGGAGAGAAACAUCCACUCACUCGGCGAGGAAAUUGUGCAACAAAAUAUGAUUCAAGAAGAGCGCCAACUUGGGUGGGACCAGCGAGAAUUGGAGCUGGAACGUCAGCUGGACCAGCACGAGAACCAACAAAGGGAGUUUCUGGGAGCCACCGGAAAGGUAGACGAUGCCGCCAGCUACCUCCCGGACAAAAAUCUACCUCUCAAUCAACAACUUGAUUUUGCCUUGAGAAAAAUCAGUGAGCAAGUUGACUCCAUCUCGAACUCGCAGGCCGCUUGCAAACGUCUGGAUGAGAAACUGAAGGAGAAAGAAGCGGCCCUGAGAAAGUCCCAACAAAACGUGGCGUCCAGGGACAAAGUCAUCAACGAGCUGCGUCUCCGCCUCCCGACCGUUAGCGCCAGUGGGGGGCGACUACUGACGGACGCUUCCGAGCGCGAUGUAGAAGCCCUUAAACUGGCGCACAAGACCAUCAAAGAUCUCCAAGGGCGACUCGACAAGAAAGAUGAGGUACUCAAGAAGUACCAGAACCAGCUGGCACAAGCCGUAAAGGAUCAAGAGCAGAUGAUUAAAAGGCACGACGAAGAGCUGAGGUCACUUUAUCACAAGCUGGAUUCCAACGAUGACACUAGCCUAGACCGGCUCAAACAGCAGGCAGCGGAGAUGCUGAAGAAGCCCAGCAUCGUCGUGCCUACCUCCAAACAUUUGGACCGCAUGGCCGAGUUGGAGCAAACCGUGGUCGAACAGGAUGUGUCGCUCACAUCUAUCACCAAAAAGCUGAAGGUGGCCGCCGUGGAGUUGGAGCAAGUGAAGUUGACCAUGGAAACGCAGGGCAAGAAACACGUUGACGAGUUAUCCAGGCUGAAGGAGUCUCACGUCGCAGAGGUGGGAGAUCUGGCCAUGGAGACCAAAGACCAGAGGAGAGAAAUAACAGAGCUGAAGAAGGAGAUGGAUUCCCUCCAGAAUGAGCUGGAGAACCAAAAGGAAGCCAACAUUCUAUCCCCCAGCAACACCAUGAAGAACUUGGUGGAACGCCUCAGACUACAGCUUGUCCACAAAGAGAAACAGAUAAAGGCUCUCAGCAAAGUUCUUUUAGAACUGCGGACCCAGAUGACGUCUGCUGCCGAGCAGCAAGUCUUGGCCAACGCCGCACAGACCGAGGAGAGGCUCAAUGUACAGAAGGUGGUCGACAAGCACACGAAAGACCUGAAGGCUCAGGUGCAAGAGCUCAGCAAUGAGCUACAAGCUGCGAAGGAGUCGGCCAAAAGAAGCGAGAACGUUCUCAGAAAGGAGGUGGACGGACUGAACCGAGAGCUCCAGAAGAGCCAGAACCAUCAGAAGAGCCUUCAGGCCAAGAAGGAAGCUGGAGAACAGGAAAUUCAGGAGCUCCAGAAGCAAGUCAAGAGGCUCAGCAGCUGCAUUCAGAGUCAAUCCGUGCUCGACGGGAAGGGGCCAACUGUUGAAAAUCUGCAGAAGAAAAUCAGGAAGUUGGAGUCAGACUUGGAGAAGAGUACUGAAAUCAAGAGAAUCAAUCACGGAAAGAGCAAAGAGGAAAUACUGCUGUGGGAGGAGGGUAAAAAGUGGCAGUCCAAGCUGGAGAAGGCAAAGACUGCUCUGAAGGACAAGGAACAAGAAAAUGACUCUCUGUCUAAACAGCUCUGCACUUUAAAAGAGCUCUAUGCCAGACUGGAACGCGAGCGGAAUGCACUGCAGAGGAAAACAAAGGCUCGAGGAGUGACCGCUGACCAGGUGGCGGGAGCGAGACGAGAUGAGCUGGACAAGGACAUCGAAGCGCUGACAAAAAAGAACGCAGAGCUGGAGGCUCAACUGAUCGCCAUAAAGCAGCAACAGGCACUAAGUCGUGACGCCGCUGUGGAAGAUCUGACUCGGAGGAACCGCUACCUGGAGGAAAGACUGCAAGCCUUGGAGAACCAGACAUCUCCCUUAAGACUGUCUGGGAAAAACUUGCAGGCUUUUAAAGGGACGACUUUUGACGUUGUUAACGGCACAUCGGAAGUGAGUGCAGCGCACCAUUCGGAUGAACCACGGUGUUGCUCCGUGGGCACUGAAGUCAACACAAACAUCCCUGAAAUGUCUGAGUCUCAAACCGGCGCUGAAGAAGAGAGUACAAGCCCGGAGGAGGCCAAAAACAAGACUGCAGACAAAACCGACAUAGGGGGCAAGGAUGAGCUGGAAGCAAAGGGAAGCGAAGCGAAAUCUGAGGAUGUCCCAGAUGUUUCAGAAGUUGCGAAGCCUGGGUCGGGAGGAUUUGUAUCGGUGUCCACCGCAGAAGGAGUUGAAACACAAAAUCACGUAAAUAAAGAUGAUGAAUUAGCUAGUGGAGAUAGUGAUAAGGACUCGAUGGAAUCCGGUGCAGAAAAGCCUGAGGGGACCGAACAAGAUGAAAUGUCGACAAGGGAGGCAACGAAGGAUAUUCCACAUGUGACCAAAUACGAGAAACCGAGUCAAAACCUUGACAGCGCUAUCAGGAAACAAAUGGACGAUGAUGUGGAAAAUCCAGAAAGCCAAUCACAAAUAUAUCUGAAGACGUCAGAGAAAGAUACGGCGUUGCCAAGAGACCUGGAUCUCCAAAAGGAAAACCUCAAACUGGCCUCAGAGAAUCUGGAGCUCCGUCUCAAACUGGCGCAGACCAACACUGACCUGCCAAGGCUAAAGAGUAAAGUUGCAGACCAGGAGGAGAUGUUCAGGGUCCUGAAAAAGGAACAUGCCGAUUUGCAGAAGAGGCUUGCCAUUACCAAAAUUAGCUACAGCGGGAAAACAGUGGCCGAACUUGAGAAGACCAUCCACUUGAUGAAGAAGGUGGUGGAGAGGGUACAAAAGGAGAACGAGGCGCUAAAGAAAACCUCGACAACUCAAAGUCAGGACAAGACCUUGGAACAAAACCACAAAAAGCUACAGGCGGAAUAUGACAGAUUGAAAAGUGAACAUGGAGCCGAGAUUCGCAAAUUGGAAUCUAAAUGCAGAGGACUGGAGAAGAUAGUGAUGGAGAAUGAACGUCUAAGAAAGCAAGUCAAAAGGGAAGCUGAGGCCGCAGAGAGGCUGCGAGUGUCCAAGACCAGCGUGGAGCUGACCUGUGAGAAGCUGGAGGCCGAGCUGGAGGAAACCAAGCAAAGACUCUGGGAAGCGCUGUCGAGACCUGCCGUGGAAGUAACUCAAGGCAAGUCCUCCAAAGCGUCUGUGGUGACUCGAAUGUUUGAAAACAAGAUGAAGGAGCUGGAGAAGGAACUCUCAAUGAAAACCUCCACCAUGGCGGAACUCAAACAGAAGUUGAAGGAGGCGAACCGACACGAGGAGAAGUCGCAGUUCCGUAUCCGGCAACUCGAAGAUCAGGCUGACAAAUUGAACGUUGCUGGGGGUCCGCAUAAAGAAGCAGAUGUCUCCAAGGAAAUUAGCGAGUUGAGGAAAGAGAACUCUGAGUUAAAACAAAAACUGGAUGAGUACAGCGAGCAAUACGACGGGAUGUCCAAACAAGACACGGAUUACAGGAAGUUGAAAGAUCUCCUCAAGUCAGCGGAGGCAGAGAAAACCAAACUGGAAGUCCAAGUGCAACAGCUGAAUGAUGAACUGGGCAAGGUGGACGCCGCUUUCUUUGAAGAGAUCGAGGACUUGAAGUAUAACUACAACUUGGAGUUGAAGAAGAACGUCGUGCUGGAGGAGCAGCUGAGGAAAGUGUGUGAUCGUGCCUAAAGAGCAGGGCCUCAGAUCAAAAUUGGUUCUGUGGCUUUUAAUAACUUCCUGUUGUCUUAUAUAUUACUUGAGCUAAUAAACCUUUCAGUGCCUUGGUAGGGUGAAGUAUCAGUGUCAUGUGAGCUAUUCAUUGUCAAUAGGACUAUGAUAUUUAGUAUCAACAAAAGCAGUUUGAAGUCUUACGUAUGUAAGAGAUAAAUGUUACUUUCACAAGGGCAGCUUCAAAUGUAGUAUAUGUAUACAAUUGUUUACAAAUGUAAAGUUAUCAUGUAGUACUGCACUGUUUGUAUUUACUAAUAAAAGAUUAC